AUUUGACCCGCAGGACGACAGGAGGGUUAAUGUUGUGCCUGCUUUAAAAUGUUUUUUUUUAAGCAUUGCUUUAAUAGUGUGGACAUCCAGGAAAUGUCACUUGUACAUUUAGGCGCCUCUGAACCUUUAUUUGUACAUCGAUGUUUAUUUCACUUCCCCAAAUUCAGUAAUUUUGCUGAAUUUGAGUCUGGUCUGUAGAUAAAAGAUGACAUCCUGUCAGAAAAAACAAAUUCUUUUAGUUUUCUGUGUUUUGUAAUUUUUGGCAGAAACUGUGCAAAAGUUUAAUUCUCAUCUGUUGUGAGGAGUUUUCUUAAGCACACAAUCAUUUGCAGUGAAACAUACAAAAUCAGAAAAGACACUACAAUUUCUCAUGCUGAUAAACAAAUAUCUUUGGGUAAUCUUUUGUGUUUCAAGAAGUACUGGAGAUGAAACACUGUGAGACUUGAAGACAAAAAGAGAAACUCAGUUUCCCAGAAUCGUUUGCUGCAGUGCCAUCAGUCAACCAAUGAAACCGUCCUGUGGAGACACCUUCCUAUUUCAUGAUGUCAAGUUGAAGAGAGCGUCAUAUGAAUUACUGCCACAAAACACAGUGAAGCCAGAGACUAGAGGACAACUUCUGGAAAUGGCUCAAGAGGAGCAGAGCGAGACGUCACAGCAAACAGCGGGCAGCGAUGAAGAGAAGACGGCCAGUCAGGCUUCACCCUCUGUGAUAGAGAUUCAUGACUCUACGACUGAGUGUGAGGAAGAGGCCAGGCCCACGCUGGUGCAGAUGGAGGAGAAGGCUUUCGUGUCAAACUUGCACUCUUUUAUGAAGGACAAAGGAACGCCUAUAGAGAGGAUCCCACAUCUGGGCUUUAAGCAGAUUAAUCUCUGGAGGAUCUACAAAGCUGUUGAUAAACUCGGGGGCUACGAUUCAGUGACAGCCAGACGUCUUUGGAAGAAAGUGUACGAUGAGCUUGGAGGAAGUCCGGGAAGCACCAGCGCUGCUACUUGCACUCGCAGACACUAUGAAAGGCUGGUGCUUCCCUUUGAGAGACACAUAAAAGGAGAGGAGGACAAACCGCUGCCUCCAAGCAAACCACGGAAACCUUACAAGAGAAAUCUGGAUAGCAAAGUGAGCAAGACUGAGGGGAAAAGGAAGAGGACUCAUUCAGAUAGAGAGAUGGAUGCAGAGAUACUCACUCAAAGAAGUCCAGAAGCUGCCUGUCAAAGUGAAGCAGUGAUACGUCCUCACUCUGCUCUCUGGGCUGCCACCUCUGACAGACAUCACCCGGACUGCUCUCCGCCAAACAGAGCCAACACCGAUCUUUGCCCUCCUGUCUAUGCCUGCCUUCACCAGGUCCCAACAACCAGCUCCUGGAUCGCUCAGAUCCCAUCUGCAGCCACAGAGGUCAUCUCUCCUCUGGAGAAAAAGAAGCGAAUGGCUCAGGCCAGUCUUAAUUUGCCGCUAAGUCCUCAGAGCGAGGACAAAGAACGGCCCUCCGUCAUCCACUGCUCCCAGUCUCCAGCUCGAGCUUCUUCCAGCAGGAACUACAACUCCUCCGAUGGCUCCCCACUGCCUUUGUCCUCAUCCUCCUCCCGCAGCCCCUCACCUUACUCCGUUUCUUCAGAGGACGUUUCAGCACCGAGUGAAGAUAAACCUGCAUCAAGCUCAGAACUGCCCCAGAACUGCCCCAGCACUGUUAAAAAUACAUCCAGCAACAGUGAAGAGAGCAAGUCUAUGAGCUCCAGUCAGAGAACCAGCAGAGACCUCACAGGACAGAAUAAAGACGUUUCUCAAGUCAGCUCCCACUCACUGACAGCUGACUCAGUAAAAAGUCAAAUUCCAGAUAUGGCCUGGAAGUCUUCCCACAAAGCGACUGGCAAAUAUUUCACUCAUUCUUUCCACCCGUCUUCAUCCGUCUCCGUGAUACCUGACUGGGCUCCAACGUCUACCUCUAGUUUCACCAAAGUUAUUCCAAAAUCUGUGCAGCUUCUGCGGCCCGCUCCCAUUCGGCCGAGUUACAAAACCCACCAGAGCAGGUUGCUCCAGCAGGACGACUCUCUGACUUGUGCAAAGAAGGUGAACAACAUGGCUCCCUGGCCUUAUCAGACAGAGAAGAGGGAGAAAUCCAGGACAAUGCUACAAAAAGUUCCUCCCGCUCAGCAGAGUCUGUCUCAUUCCUCUGCCACCUUGCCGGUGCAGUGCGUUCUGUCGAGCUACGAUAAAUCAGGGAGAGACUCUCGGCACCCGCCCACAUUAUAUCCUGCACUUUUCCCGAACAGAAUGAGACUCCCUCAGUCUCAGCUAAUGUACCGUCAUGUACCGAUGGGUCCAGCAGCUCACUCUGCUCUCGUUGGAUCUGCUGUUUACCCUUAUCCCUACUCCAUCCCUCUAUUAAAUCACCACACUGGGUUCACCAUACCUGCCAUGAAUCCCCUUUAUUCUCACAAGCUGUGAUUUUUAAUUUUUUUUUUGGUAGCACUUCCAGAUUUUAGUGAUUUUUCUUUACUGAAGAAAUAAUAACGACAAGAGUUAAAAUCAGUCUUUAAAUUGAGGAAGGCAGCCUUUGAGUUUGUUGUCCCACUUCUCUAUUGCUCUAUUGCUCAGUGUAAUUUUGGCAAGGCCUUACUUUAGAUAGACACAGAUCAGCCACAACAUUAUGACCACCGACAGGCGAAGGGAAAAACAUUGAUCGUAUUAGUGCUAUGUGGUGUUCUGCUGGAAAACCUUGGAUUCUGGCGUCCGUGUUGAUGAGACUUAGACACCCAAAUAAAUAUUGUCCCAGAACAUGCAAAUGGCAAUCCCAAAUGUCACUGGUCUACCCCUGCAGGAAAAUGCACCUCACCCAUCGCAAACAACAUCAAACAAUUGAGGAACAUAACAAUUGCCCAAGGUGUUGAUUUGACCUCCAAACUUCUUAGACUCCAUUCUGAUCGAGCAUCAUGAAGAUGCAGUGGAACAAGUUUGGUAGAGCACCCAAAGGAUCCACUGUCAACAUCCUUGUGCCAGACCGUAUAGGACACCCUGGGAGGUCGUCUCGUCCAGACCAAGGGUGGACUGACCAUCAUCGGUGUCCAGUAGGGGCUGGUCGAAUCAACUAUCCCUGAAAAUGGAUGGCGUUGGAGCAUUGGGCACAUACCCGGCCGUUGCAGGCAGCAGGAGCCACGAGGGCUGCCGUGGUGAACAAUGAAACCUGGGGCAUGAGCCUGGGUGGAGGCGCCACGGGUGCAGAUCUUGGUGGUAGCAGCAAAUAACCCCACCCCCACUCACCCCCCAAAAAAAUAACACAACAUUAGGCAGGUGGUCAUAAUGUUAUCCCUGAUCAGUGUACGUAUGCACACACAUGUUUAGGUUCUGUGGCUUUGCUCACCACCAUCUCCCACUGAAAAACUGCAGUUCGCUGAAUGCCUGUGUUUAUCCUCUGAGACCAAACUACACUGCGGGGAAAUUAAAUCAAAACAGUUCUGGCGAGGGAUAUUCAGAGAAUUCCAGUGAAACAUGUACAAGUGCAUCCAAAAGGUGCAUUUUAGGAGAGAAAUCACUCAAACUGUGUGCUAUGUUUCUUUAGCUGCUAGUGCCACCUGAGAGCGAACUUUUUUACAAUGCCUUUUUUAUUUUAGAGUGUUUCAAAUGUUAUUUUUUUGUGGGAAAUGUCACUUUAGGCAAUAACAUGUACAAUAUUAAAAAUGUCAUAUUUAUGAUGACAGUGACUGCCUAAACACAUCCAGUUUGACUAAAGAUCAAUAUUUUAAAUUCUGUUUUGUUAGAAUGUCAGUCAUGCCACAUUUGUCUUUAAGUUGCACAGUUUGAAUGCCUUGUUUUUGAAAGCAAAUAAAUCCCUACUGGUUUUCAUGGUACUGUAUUGUAAAGUCUGUUGAACAUUAUGCUGUAUGAAUGCUGGACGUGCCUUAUAUCAGUGUUAAGUGUUUUUAAAAAAUAUUGUAUACAGAUCAUUUUGUCAUUCAAAUGUAUUUAAAGAGAAAAUCAAGGAGAAGUAACAAAUAAACAAGAAAACAUUGA
Messenger RNA from Acanthochromis polyacanthus (spiny chromis), 4003 nucleotides. RefSeq names its product AT rich interactive domain 5A (MRF1-like) (gene arid5a). The transcript is spliced from 7 exons. Gene Ontology annotation, biological process: regulation of transcription by RNA polymerase II. Gene Ontology annotation, cellular component: nucleus. Bases 506 to 2440 code for a protein of 644 amino acids. Gene Ontology annotation, molecular function: transcription cis-regulatory region binding. Lineage: Eukaryota; Metazoa; Chordata; Actinopteri; Pomacentridae. The record is from RefSeq and is a predicted model, not a curated record.